Molecule: messenger RNA, 1871 nt
Organism: Podarcis raffonei (Aeolian wall lizard)
Lineage: Eukaryota; Metazoa; Chordata; Lepidosauria; Squamata; Lacertidae
Product: nuclear cap-binding protein subunit 2
Exons: 2
Coding region: 213-719 (168 amino acids)
Biological process (GO): mRNA cis splicing, via spliceosome
Cellular component (GO): nuclear cap binding complex
Molecular function (GO): RNA cap binding
Source: RefSeq, a predicted model, not a curated record
GGCUGGUCUCUCUUACACGUGCAGGUCAUUCUGCAACUUCUGGGGCCGCUUUCGAUGGCGGCAGCCGCUCUUCUUGAAGUAUGAAAAGUUGCACGUGGCAAUAGCUGCAAUCCUCUGCCCGUUUAUCUCAGAAGGAGGCCAAUUCUUGAGCUCAGGGUCUGCUCAAGAGCCGUGUGAAGGAACCGCUGUUGCAACACCGGAAGCUGGGCGAGAUGUCGGGAGUGUUGAGCACAACGCUGAGCAGCCUCGACAGCGACUCGUACUGCGAGAUCAGCAUGUAUCGGGACCAGCACUUUCAGGGAAGUCGUUACCUGCAGGAAAAAUCCCUGAAAAACUCCUGCACACUUUAUGUGGGCAACCUCUCUUUCUACACCACAGAGGAACAAAUUCAUGAGCUCUUCUCCAAGUGUGGGGAUGUCAAGCGCAUAGUCAUGGGGCUAGACAAAGUGAAGAAAACCCCCUGCGGCUUCUGCUUUGUGGAAUACUACACGAGAGCAGAAGCAGAGCAUUCUAUGCGGUUCAUCAAUGGAACCCGUCUGGACGACCGCAUCAUCCGAACAGACUGGGAUGCUGGGUUUAAGGAAGGGCGGCAGUAUGGCCGUGGGAAAACAGGUGGCCAGGUACGAGAUGAAUACCGAAUAGACUACGAUGUGGGCAGAGGGGGCUUUGGCAAGAUUGUUCAGCAGCAGAAGGCAAAUCAGCAGUCAGUGAUCUACUAAUGGCUUUUUGGAUUGGGUAAAGAUAAUAAAAAAUAAUUUAAAAGCGGGGGGAGCUAUGUGAAAACGCAGCGAUCACAUUGCUAUGUGCAAGGAGGCUAGGAAAAGAGAAAGCUUCAAGAAACCAUGCACACAAAGCAGAGAGUCUAGCACCAUAACUCGGGAAAGAAAGAGUAACAACAUCUUGCUAGUGACUUCAGUAGUUCUUAACUUUCUGUCAUUGCACAGCUUUACUUCCUGUGGGUAUUUCUCCUUCCCAUGAAGAUUAACUUUACAGGCAUCCUAUUCAUUUACUUAGAGGUAAAUACAGUAAGAUUUAUUCCCACCUGCUAAGAAAAUACUUUCACAGCUCUAGUUCUCUUAUUCCCUGCAACUGCUGUACAGAGCUGCUAGUGAAGUGGCUGAUUCUAUACUGUUGAUGAACUCUAUCCUUGCCUCAGAUAUUCCUCGUUGAAUGUAUGAUACACUUUCCAGGGAAGAUAAAUCAACUUAUUUGUCUAGCAAAAAUUGCAGCUGGUCGUUAAAAUAAAGGCCAUUGUCUAUAACAAAGAGGUUAAUUGAUUGCAACUGUUUCUGCUUUCCUAUACAUUUGGUUUCUGUUCCUGGGUGACAACUUUGUGACCAUGGAAAUGCAGAACUCCCUCAUGAUGUGUAAUGGGGGAGUCUGUCGCCCCAUAAAGAUGGUGAGUCCCAGCAGCCCCAGACACUGGGCCUUCUGCUUGCUUUCUUUUUAGUGCGGAGGUUUUCGGUCUCUACUCUCUAAUUCCCUGCUGUCUGUAUUAAUUUGCAUAGACCAGCUGUAGUUUUGUAUGACCUGUAUUGAUUUGUACACCAUGGUUUCAGGAUGCAAGCACAGCACAUACCAUAUUUUAAUACACUAUUCCAUCAGACUGCAGUCUCCUUAAACUGUUCAGUUUCAAUGUGUUUUUAAUAAGAACUUUGUAACUAAGCCUGUUUGCUUUUUCUCUCCCACUCCAUCUCUUUUCCUUUUGUGCCUGGUCUUUUAGCAUGUAAACCUUAGGGCAGGGACUAUGUGGGGGAAAUAUGGUGAUGGGCAUUUUUAUACACCCCAAAACUGCUUGCUAUGUCAGCCCUAUAUGAGACUUGCUGACUUAUUUUGGUAUAUUAUUUCAGUAAAUAUUAUUCAAGAUGGCA